UCGAUCCACGAAGCCGCGUUGAAAUGCGAUGUCGAGGGACUAAGACGAUGUUUGCCACAGUGUUUGACCCGGGAGGCUCAGAUGCUGUACAAGCUGUAUGCUACCCCGGUAGACGCAAGAACAUCGUCUCUCUCGGGCGGGCAAACGGCUCUUCACCUCCUCUGUGGCUCUAACUCUGCGCACGCCGCGAUGUAUGUGCAAACGGGCGAGAGAAAUGCCGAGACCGUCGAGGCGUGUUUUCAUUUACUGCGGGAAGCAGGCGCCGACCUCAGCGCGCGCGACGAUGCUGGUCGUACACCGCUUCACCACGUGGCCACCUGUUCGGGCGCACGUAUGAUUCCCGAAGUCCAUGCGAAUUGGCAAGGGGGUUGCCUGCAGUUGGCAUCACUUUUGCUCCACCACGGCGCGGACGUGAACGCGACGGAUGCCCAGAGUAUUCCGGGUCGUGCUUCACCGCUUCACGAAGCCGUAUUUUGCCCCGCCAUGACGGCUUUGCUCGUGAAAGCAGGAGCCGACGUGAAUCUCCCCAACCGUGAUGGUCGGACACCACUGUAUACCGCAGUCUUGUAUGCUACGAGAUGGAGAGACGAGCGUGUGCGUGGGACUGUGCCUAUCCUCCUCCGCGCCGGCGCCGCAAUUAUCGGCGACGUAUCAGACCACUUCACAUGGGAUCCUGCUGAUUAUGAUUUCAGCCAAGGUACUGGCUUGUAUUUUCAAAAGGUAAUCGACGCGGGCGGCUUCAAGAAGUACGAGCAGGCCCACCUCGCGACCCUCACGAAAACGUUCGCGCCCAAGUUCCCGAUGCUCCCGCCCGAGAUGGUCCGGCACAUACUCACGUUCGGCUUCCACGCGGGGUUCUACUGA
Messenger RNA from Pelagomonas calceolata, 864 nucleotides. Lineage: Eukaryota; Pelagophyceae; Pelagomonadales; Pelagomonadaceae. The record is from the annotation of a GenBank genome assembly.